GCCCGCGCCUGGCGGCGGCGGCAGUAGCCGCGCAACCCCGCGGAAUGGAGCGGCGCCGGGGCUGAGCCGGGCGCACUCGGGCCGCCGCAUGUGCCGCGCAGGGAGCGGCAGCCGAGCGGGCGGACAGCGAGCGCGAGGGGCCCCGUCGGAGCGGCCGCCGGAGCAGCGCCGGACAUGGGAGAACAGCCGAUCUUCACCACUCGCGCGCAUGUCUUCCAGAUUGACCCCAGCACCAAGAAGAACUGGGUGCCUGCAAGCAAGCAGGCAGUCACUGUUUCCUACUUCUACGAUGUCACCAGGAACAGCUAUCGGAUCAUCAGUGUGGAUGGAGCCAAGGUGAUUAUAAACAGCACAAUCACACCGAAUAUGACUUUCACCAAAACAUCGCAGAAGUUUGGGCAGUGGGCCGACAGCAGAGCCAACACGGUGUUUGGUUUGGGGUUUUCCUCUGAGCAGCAGCUGACAAAGUUUGCAGAGAAAUUCCAGGAGGUAAAGGAAGCUGCCAGGCUGGCCAGAGACAAGUCCCAGGAGAAAAUCGAGACCUCAAGUAAUCACUCCCAAGCGUCCAGCGUCAAUGGGACAGACGACGAAAAGGCCUCUCACGCAGGUCCAGACACACACCUCAAGUCGGAGAACGACAAGCUGAAGAUUGCUUUGACACAGAGCGCAGCCAACGUGAAGAAGUGGGAGAUUGAGCUGCAGGCACUGCGGGAGAGUAACGCCCGGCUGACCUCGGCGCUGCAGGAGUCCACGGCCAGCGUGGAGCAGUGGAAGAGGCAGUUCUCCAUCUGCAGAGAUGAGAACGACAGGCUCCGCAGCAAGAUUGACGAGCUGGAAGAACAGUGCAGUGAGAUAAACAGAGAGAAGGAGAAGAACACCCAGCUGAAGAGGAGAAUUGAGGAGCUGGAGUCAGAACUCCAAGAAAAGGAGACGGAAUUGAAAGAUCUCCGAAAGCAAAGUGAAAUCAUACCUCAGCUCAUGUCAGAGUGUGAAUAUGUCUCUGAGAAAUUAGAGGCGGCAGAGAGAGACAAUCAAAACCUGGAAGACAAAGUGCUGUCUCUGAAGACAGAUGUUGAGGAGAGUCAGUACCGCCAGCGCCACCUGAAGGGGGAGUUGAGGAGCUUCCUGGAAGUGCUGGAUGGGAAAAUCGACGACCUCCACGACUUCCGCCGAGGCCUCUCCAAGCUGGGCACAGACAACUAGGGCUGGUGGAGACCUGGCACAGAUGGAUCGUGAGUCCCAAGUGCGUGUGACCAAACAGGACUAGGACGUUCUCCCGUUCGCGUUGCUUCUGUAAAUGUUUCCAAACCAGUUGUGCCGUCCACUCUCUCUUCUCCAGCAUAGAAAUCUCCUCUUGCUUCUCUGGCAUUGUGAGGUUGUGGACAACUGGACGAUUCUGACUCAGGAACCCAGAACUAGGUCUACCUUAACGUUUAUGCAGUCAGGGCAGGGAUGUUUAUAUCUUUCUUAAGGGCUGUUGCAACCCUAUGAACUGGAAAAAAAAAAAGUAUUUUCUAGUCCAAGUACCAAUGGCCUUUACAACAGGCCAUUUUGCUCCUUUUAUGACUAGCAUCCAGAGUACAUGGCUGUCCACCAGACUCCAGUCCGUGAGGGCUGUCUUACGGCAACCAUUUCCAGAGACUUAGCAGGAGGCAGAACACGUCUCUGGUGGGCACACAGGAGUCACGUGCCUCCACUGGGCCCCAGUUUGUACGGUUGCGACAAGGUUCCUUCUCUUGGCUUUAAUUUCUGAGCAGAUGCUUGUGCUUCGGGAACAGCAGGCAGUGAGGGUGCCUAGCACAGUGCCUGGCACAAAGUAGGUGCUUAAUAAACAUUUGUUCAA
Messenger RNA from Castor canadensis (American beaver), 1843 nucleotides. It is a transcript of the gene Homer2, whose product is annotated as homer scaffold protein 2. Gene Ontology annotation, molecular function: G protein-coupled glutamate receptor binding. The record is from RefSeq and is a predicted model, not a curated record. Lineage: Eukaryota; Metazoa; Chordata; Mammalia; Rodentia; Castoridae. Gene Ontology annotation, biological process: G protein-coupled glutamate receptor signaling pathway.